Molecule: messenger RNA, 1299 nt
Organism: Prunus armeniaca (apricot)
Lineage: Eukaryota; Viridiplantae; Streptophyta; Magnoliopsida; Rosales; Rosaceae
Source: the annotation of a GenBank genome assembly
AUGGGGAACUUGAUGAACAAGGAGCCACCACCGCCUAUGGUGCUGGUCCCACCUCUCUUCGACUUUCCUCCUCUCGCAGCGCGCACCAGGAUGUUGGAGUCAUCAUAUGACUUGUUGUUUGGGAAGCUUGCUUUGAAAUGUCUGUUUGACGAUUAUUUUGAACAAGCAAGGCAUUUUAGCACAAUGAUCAUGCUAAAGCCCAUAGAUGAUCCUCAUGUCGAUUUGGUUGCAACUGUUUCAGGACCACUUGAUCACAAACCCGAGGAGAGUAUUGUUGGAAAUGCAUUUUUCCGCUGGCAAAGUGAUGUUGAUGAUCCUCAUACAUUCAUGGACCUCUUCGUAUCGAGCACUGAUCCGACUUUGCAAAUGAGGGCCUGUGCUUACUACCCUAAAUAUGGAUUUGGAGCGUUUGGAAUUUUCCCAAUGCUUCUGAAAAAAAGAAUAACUUCUGAAGACUUUGGUGUUAUGGGAUUGAGAUAUGGCUCCACAAACUUGUCAAUUGGAGCCACAGCCAUGCCCUUCUCCAUGAAAGAUGAAUGUCCAAGAAGGGCAUGGUUGGUGAGCAAGAUGGGAAGACUAACAGCCGGGGUGCAGUAUGAGCCUGAAUAUGGGAGUAAAGAAGGUAAAAAAUACAGAAAUUUAAAGAAUUGGAGUUGUGCAAUCGGUUAUGGAGUGGGAUCAAGCAGCCCUUUGAGUCCAUCAUUCAACUUUGGUCUCGAGCUAUCAAAAAGUUCUCAGUUCAUUGCCUCAUUCUAUCAACAUGUGGUGGUCCAAAGACGGGUGAAAAACCCCCUCGAAGAAAAUGAAGUAGUUGGAAUUACGAAUUAUAUCGAUUUUGGCUUUGAAUUGCAGACCAGGGUUGAUGAUACCAAAUCGUCAAACGAUGUACCAGAAUCAAGCUAUGUACCUCAAGUCCCUGAUUCCACCUUUCAAGUAGCUGCAUCCUGGCAAGCCAAUAAGAACUUUUUGCUGAAGGGAAAGGUGGGCCCUCUCAGCUCAUCUAUAGCGUUGGCAUUUAAAUCAUGGUGGAAACCUUCUUUCACAUUCAGCAUUUCAGCUACCAGAGAUCACGCUGUUGGGGAGACAGGUUAUGGUUUUGGCAUUCGCGUUGAGAAUCUUAGACAAGCCAGUUAUCAAAGAGCCGAUCCAAACUUUGUAAUGUUGACGCCAAAUAAGGAGCACCUGGCAGAAGGCAUUGUUUGGAAAGUUGGGAAAAGACCGAUGCUACAAUCAGAUAUAAAUGCUGGAAAUUUUGACGGCAUACCAAAGGAAUUAAGACCCCUUGGGAAAAUCUUGUAA